AUUCUCAGGUCAGCUCAGUCCAUAGCAUACUCCUUUUUCCAUUAGAGAAGCGUCGCCGUUACCAUUCCUAGCUAUCAUCCGCUCGGUAGCCAAUAUUUUCUUGUGUUGUGCAGUACGACGAGCGACUACUGUAGCACCUGCCUGAGCUAAAUUGAAAUACAUAUACUUCGAUUCGAUGGGGAAGGAUCUGUGGUUCCACGUGCAGGCAGCGGCGGCGGUGCCGGAGCUGUCGCUGGCCUUGGCGCCGGCGGGCAGCAGCCAAGACCGGGAGCGGGACGAAAAACCGGUUCCGAUGGCGUGCGUGGACGGCAAGCCGGUGCGGCUGUUCCAGUGCCUCUUCUGCGACAAGACGUUCCUCAAGUCGCAGGCGCUCGGCGGCCACCAGAACGCGCACCGCAAGGGCCGCCUCGACGGCCUCCUCUCCGACCCCUACAGCAACGACAGCCCAUUCGGAGGCACCGCCAUCGCGGCGGCGUCCACCGGGUCGUCGCGCUAUUUUGGCACCUCCAUCGUCUCACACGGCGGCGCUGGCGUGGCGGCGGCGCCAACCGUCGAUGCCCGCUGGCCAGAGAGGAGGGGGUUGGGCGGCAGGGCUCCGCGGUUCGCGGAGCACGCGCUGCCCCUGGACCCGUAUGCUGGAGGCGACGGCGUGGUGGGCCGGCCAAGGGCCUCCAUCGCAAGCGGCGCCGGCGAGGCGUUGGACCUCGAGCUGCGCCUUUAGCUAGCGUCGCCUGGCUGGCUGCUGUGCUGCCGCUCAUAUCGCACAGUGAUCUUCAACUUGUGUAGCAAUCUUGACGUACAAAGUGCGUCCAGAUGCUGAAGAUGGUGGUGAGGGGGGGAAGCAUAUGCGCGACAAAGAUGGAUGAACUGCUAGAAGAAUUGCAAUUGAAAAUAUCCGGGAUUGGAAGGAUACAAUCCCAGCCCUUUCUCGAUUGCAAUAUGUACUCCCUCCGUCACCGUCUCAUAUUAUGAGAGACGGAGUAGUACAUAUUUACUGCCUAGUCGUCAUUUUCCUUUAUGUGUAUUUUGCUUUGACGAACUCUGUUUUUACGGUUUCAGGCGUAAAUUGCCCAUGCACGCACUGUAUUUAUAUCUUUC
Messenger RNA from Triticum urartu, 1098 nucleotides. RefSeq lists its product as uncharacterized. Lineage: Eukaryota; Viridiplantae; Streptophyta; Magnoliopsida; Poales; Poaceae. Gene Ontology annotation, molecular function: DNA-binding transcription factor activity. The record is from RefSeq and is a predicted model, not a curated record.